AUGGCGACAAUUGCCCUUCCGAGGCCGAUUCUCCCGCAUCGUCCAACAUCGACGGUGAGCGCCGUUCCCUCUAUAUCGCUCGAGCCCAUCGGCACCGCCCAAGUUCCCCUCCCCAACAAGCACCUCCCCGUCUGUCCACCGGGGCCCGUUCCUGCAGAGGAGCCCAACACUCCGCCGCCGUCUCCUCCCCACGACGACGAACCGGCUCAGCAGUCCUCGCUGUUGUACCCGCCCUCAAAGUUCUCCAGGUACGAAUCUGGACCCGUUGCCGUUUACACAAUCCGCCCCGCCGACGUUGCUGCUGCCCUGGAUUACAUCUCCCGCCAGCCGUUGCCGGACCCAAAUCAAGUCUUCCCCUGGUUCCACGGGCUCCACCCCCAUAACCAUAUCCAACAAGCUUUCUUUAUCGCCCGCCACCGUUCUCUCCGGAAGACGCCCGCCUGCGUUCGAGGGGUCACGCUCGUCAAGGCCGACGGCGAUCUGAGUGUUGCCCGUCUCAAGGGUGCCAUCGCCCCGCAGGAGUUCAUUCAUCUGACCGCGGCCCCCGAGUUCCUCGAUGUUGACCCCCGCGAUGGCUUUUGCGUCAGGAACUUCCAGAUUCAGGCUGCCAAGGCCGCCAUGAUCUCGGAUAUCGUCGUCUAUGGGGAGGAAGACGAGGCUGUUCGCAAACUCGGUCUCGAUAUUGCCACGGCACAGCUUCGCUGGCGACAACGGCACGAGACGCAAGGCCACACCAUCCCGGAAUACAACACCUUUCUGUGCGUGGCCCCGUUUGAGCAUUUCGAAAAAGACCACAACGAGAUUGUGGCCGUUGAUGCCCAAGGCCGACUUACCGGCAACGUCCUCGACUUCUUCCACCAGGAGCGCAAGGAAAUGUGCAACAUGACCAAGGCCUCGGAAAUAUCCCACAAUGUUUGGCUGGGCCCGACACCGGACCCCGCAUCCGGCGAGGAAGACCAGUUCGACGUCCUCAUCGAAUGCAGCGACGUUGGCCGGCUGAACCCGUCCACGCUGCGCGCUUUGGCAGUGUCGAGAGUCGAACCUGCUCAACGACCAUACAUUGACUUCCCCUCAUCUGGGAGCAUCCUGCCGCCAACAUGGUCACAGGCCGAAGCCGAUAGUAUCCUGGAAACUUGCAAGUGGAUUUACCAUUUAGCCCACGGUACGCUUCCGGUGACAAGCGGACCCGGCAUCGACGUAGAUGGCGACACCGACAUGGAUGAGCAGGGCGGCUCAUCUCUCGUGAACCUACGACCAAGGAAGAUUCUCAUUCACUGCGCCGACGGAUACACAGAGUCCACCAUGCUCGGAAUCGCCUAUUUCAGCUACAGCACUGGGCAGGGCAUCGCUGAUGCCUGGCUUCACUUACACACUAGCAAGAAGCGCAACUUUUUUGCCUACCCUACUGACGUAGCUCUUCUCACGUGUAUCGAGGCCCGCCUGCUUCAUGAGUCGCCCCUUCACUCGGGAAAGGGCCUUCGUGAAAUCACGGCUUUGAUCAAGGAGCCGUCGUGGCUGCCCGGCUUGGACGGCUCCUUGCCCAGUCGGGUUCUUGAUUACAUGUACCUCGGCAACCUUGGUCAUGCAAAUAACCCCGACCUCCUGAGGGCCCUGGGAAUUCGUCAGAUCCUCAGUGUUGGUGAGACCUCGAUGUGGAGGGAAGGCGACUUGGAACAAUGGGGCCCGGAAAACGUCUGCGUUGUCCAAGGCGUACAAGAUAAUGGCAUCGACCCCCUGACAGACGAGUUUGAGCGAUGCCUCGACUUCAUCGAUCGUGGCCGGCAGAAUGGUACAGCCACGCUGGUGCACUGCCGAGUCGGCGUAUCGCGGAGUGCAACCAUAUGUAUUGCCGAGGUGAUGCGGUCGCAAUGCCUCUCGUUCCCUAGGGCGUACUGUUUCGUCCGAGCCCGCAGGCUCAACGUCAUCAUCCAACCUCACCUGCGCUUCGCCUAUGAGCUUCUCAAGUGGGAAGAGCUAAACCAGGUGAAGAAGAACGGCCCGGCGGGCAUCAAGCGGGAGCUUGAAUGGGGUGAGAUCACUCGCGAGAUCGCGCUCAUGAAUCGUCCGUACGCUAGAUGA
Molecule: messenger RNA, 2079 nt
Organism: Colletotrichum navitas
Lineage: Eukaryota; Fungi; Ascomycota; Sordariomycetes; Glomerellales; Glomerellaceae
Product: dual specificity phosphatase
Exons: 2
Coding region: 1-2079 (692 amino acids)
Biological process (GO): nuclear DNA replication; protein dephosphorylation
Molecular function (GO): protein tyrosine/serine/threonine phosphatase activity
Source: RefSeq, a predicted model, not a curated record